AUGUACUAUAACAAGUUCUCCUUUAGGGUGACGCUGAACGACACAUCCAAGGGUGCUGUGCCCUUGGACCAGAUCGUGAUCUCGUACUGGUUCAACGGGCCCGAGGACAUGCCGGACCAGGACGUCUCAGAGGACGCCUCGGCUGAUCUUGCCAUGGUGCAAUUCCGCCUGACCUGUAGCGACGCGUCGCCGGCCGUGGGCUGUGACAGCCUAAUGUGGAACGUCACCCCCCGCCUCCCCGGCGUCUUCGGCGCCCGUUUCCGCCUCAACAUGUGGGCCGCCCCCGGCGCUGGCACCCUCGUCGCGCCCGGCAACGGCCCCGAGGGCGGCAACGCCCGCGCACCGCAGCUCACAGGGUUCCAGGCGACCGUUAGCGUUGAGCCGCGGCGCUUGUUCACAAAGAUGAAUUCGACCAAAGAUUACAGCUGGCUCGAGGCGCGACACCUGCCGGGUGCGCCGGCAGCGGGCAACGACAGUGGCGACGGCGGUAGCAGCGGGGCUGGCGGUGGCACGGCGGGGCGAGGCAGUGACGGGACGGACGCCGCUGCCGUACCGCGGGCCAACCCCCGCAUGCCUGCCUUCCUGUCCGGCGCCCUCGCAUGGGGCACGCCCCCUAAGGCCGCCCCGACGCCGCCUGGCGCGGCCGAGGCCGCCGUCGCGCAACAGCAGCAGCCACAGAGCGCGGGCGGAGGCGGCGGCGCGGGGGACGGGCAGCUGCCGCCCGGGUCGUACUGCCGGCCGACGCCAGCUGGCGAGGGAAGGGUCUGCGGCGUAUCGAUGACAUACUGCUGCUUUGGGACGGCACCGCUGGCAGGAACAAUCCCGCAGGACUGGCCUAAACGGCUGUUUGUGGACGACGCCGCGGCGCUAAACUCCAGCGACCUGGAUGCAAUGAGCGUCCUGCUGCCCGCCGAUCCGACCGCCGGCACGGACAGAGGUGGCCACAGCGGCGCGCCAUUGCCGCUGCCGCCGCCGCAGCAGCAGCAACAGCAGCAGGGUGGCGCAGUGGGCGGGCCGCCGCCAGGCGCGAGCGCGGCGAGCGGCGCGCCGCUCAGCGCUGGCGGCGCUGGGCCGGGCAACGGCGGCGGCGGCAGCAGCAGAGGCGGCGUCGGGCCGAUGCCGACUUCUGCAGCGGUAGCCGUGGGCGCAGCGCUUCCCCUUACCGUCCUGGCCAUCGCCUCUGGCGUGCUGUUCGUUCUCCGCCGGCGCCGGCGUCGCAGGCGCGACAGCCAGUAUGAAAAGCAGCUGCUGCAGAAGAAGUCCAGCCGCCCUCACAGCCACGGAGAUGUGGAGUGGGGCCCCUCCGGCGGCGCCGACGGCGCCGGCAGCAGCCGCCAGCCCUUCAAUCUCAAAUCCGACGUUCUUCCCCCGCUGCCGCCGCGCGCGCCACCCGCGGUCGGGCCGCAGAUUGCUCGCACCCUCAGCAACGGCGCCAGCUGGCUGGCAAACCUCCUCGGCGUCUCCCCGACUGCCGUAUCCGCCAUGCCGCCCGCUCACCUGCUACCGCUCAUGCACGCGGGUCCGCCGGCUGGCGCUGGCGCCAUCGCCGAGGCCGCCGCGGGCCAAGGCGCUGGCGGCGCUGCGCCGACGGGGGUUUCGGCAGUUUCGGAGCGGGUCGGCGGCGCAAAUGUGCCGAGCACGACUGAGGAGACCGGGCUGGAAGCUUCCAGGGCAGUCCCUGCAAAAUUCCACACUCUUCCUGCCUGGUUCGGCGGCUCUGGCAGCCGCGGCAGCAGCGGCAGCAGCGCCGGCUGGCGCCGUGGCACGAAGGCCGCCACCGCGGCCUGCAGGUGCCGCGCGGGUUCGUCAGCAGCAGAGACGGCCGCGGCGGGGGCGUGCGUGCAGGACCGCGGGGCGGCGAGCUCGAGGGCGGAUGAUAUGGUGGCAAACAGGUGGGGGCCCGGCACCGCCUGA
This is a messenger RNA of Monoraphidium neglectum, 1914 nucleotides long. RefSeq lists its product as hypothetical. The transcript has 3 exons. The coding region runs from base 1 to 1914 and encodes 637 amino acids. NCBI's taxonomy places the organism in Eukaryota, Viridiplantae, Chlorophyta, Chlorophyceae, Sphaeropleales, Selenastraceae. The record is from RefSeq and is a predicted model, not a curated record.